Kalmanozyma brasiliensis GHG001 is the source of this 1179-nucleotide messenger RNA. Its product is annotated as Methionine synthase, vitamin-B12 independent. Lineage: Eukaryota; Fungi; Basidiomycota; Ustilaginomycetes; Ustilaginales. The transcript has a single exon. The record is from RefSeq and is a predicted model, not a curated record. Gene Ontology annotation, molecular function: 5-methyltetrahydropteroyltriglutamate-homocysteine S-methyltransferase activity; zinc ion binding. Bases 1 to 1179 code for a protein of 392 amino acids.
AUGUCGUCCGCCGCCGCUCUCCCCACGGGCACCGCCCCGACCUCGCUCUUCGUCAACCCCCCCUUCCGCCACGCCCACGUCGGCUCCUUCCUCCGCCCUGCUGCGGUGCACGAGGCUCGCGCCCAGUUCGCCUCCGGCUCCAUCGACGCCACUGCCCUGCGUCAGAUCGAAGACCGCGAGAUCGCCGCUCACGUCCAAACCCUGCUCCAGCACAACAUCCAGGAGAUCACAGACGGCGAAUUUCGUCGGGAGUACUUCCAUCUCGAUUUCCUCAAGCACAUCUCUGGUAUCACCAUCUCCAAGAACACCCUCGAGCAGAAAGAAGGCCGGGUGCCACCGACCCUGAGCGUCACAGGCAAGUUGCGACACACGGGAAACAUCGAGGUGGAAAACUUCAAGUACCUUCGUUCGCUUGUGCCCGAAGAUGCGGUGAAGCGGAUCAAGAUUACGAUUCCCUCGCCGACGAUGUGUCACUUCCGCGGUGGUCGUGCUGCCAUUUCUUCGGAGGCGUAUCCGGAUCUGGAGGAGUUCUUCUCCGACCUGGCUGCGGUGUAUCGCACGGAAAUCGACGCUCUCUACGCCGCAGGAUGCCGCUACGUCCAGUUGGACGAUACCAACUUGGCCUAUCUAACCGACCAGACUAUGCGUUCGCAAGCCCAAUCGCGAGGAGAAGACCUCGACCGUCUCCCACACGACUAUGCCCGACUCAUCAACGCCUCCCUCGCCUCCAAACCUGCCGACAUGGUGGCCGCCAUCCACCUGUGCAAGGGUAACUUCCGCAGUCAGUUUUUCGCCCAAGGCUCUGAGGAGGGGUACAACCCCAUCGCCGAAGUUCUUUUCCAGAAACUCAACGUGAACGCCUUCUUCCUGGAAUGGGAGGACGAACGAUCAGGAAAAGAUUUCAGCGCUCUCAAGCAUCUGCCCAAGAACAAGAUUGUCGUCCUCGGUUUGGUGUCCAGCAAAUUUGCCGAGAUGGAAGACAAGGCAAAGCUCGUGCAGAAGAUCAACGAAGCAGCAAAGAGUGUCGUCGGUGAAGACGGAUUGAAGCAGUUGGCCAUCAGUCCCCAGUGUGGGUUUAGCAGCACCGUGCACGGAAACGAGAUCACGCCCGAGACCCAGUUUGCCAAGUUGGGACUGUGCAGGGACGUCGCGCUCGACGUGUGGGGCGAUGCUGUCUAA